AUGCCUCAAACCGAACCGAAACCUGUGAUACAAGAGGUUCGGCCGAGCACUAAUCAAAACCAACCUAACCUCCAAGACGACUUGCGCGCAUUGCGAGAGGAAAUGGCCGCUAUCCGAAGGCAGAGGGAGGCUGACGCCAGGGAGUUGGCCGAACUACGCCGCCAAAAUGCCGAGCUUCGAAACCUUAACCAGACAUACGUGCCGUCAACUCCUACCCUUCUAGAGGAGUCAGCAUGUCAUGCCCCGACCGACCAUAUGACCCGAGCACCGGUCACCUCUCUGAUAGCUAACAAGGCCGACAACACCACUCACUCCCUGAGGCACCCCUUCUCUCGAAGGAUAAUGGAAGCAACCCUGCUAGAUCACUGGAAAAGCAUGCCGAUCGAGAAGUACGAUGGGUCCUCUAACCCCGAGGAGCAUUUGAAUGUUUUCUUAACCCAAGCGACCUUAUCCACUCAAGAUGACUCGGCUUUGUGCCGGAUAUUCCCCACAUCGCUGAAAGGAAGAGCUUUGAGUUGGUUUACGAGACUGCCGAAUGCCUCCAUUGACUCGUUUGGUGAGUUGUCGUCCCAGUUCACCCUACAGUUCGCAACGAGUAAGCCGUACAAGACGACCUCAUUAGCCUUGGUCGGGGUCCGUCAGGAAAAGAAAGAAAGCCUGAGAAACUUCAUGGACCGAUUCAACAAGAUUGCAAUGGAGAUUGGUGAUCUUAAUCAUGUCGUGGCAUUGGACCGGCUGAGCACGACCCUCAAGCCGGGACCAUUCGUGAACAGUUUGUGCAAAAAACCACCCGUUGAUAUGAAUGACCUCCGACGAAGAGCCGAGAAGUAUAUGCAAAUGGAGGAAUUGGCGGAGACCCGAAACUAG
Cajanus cajan (pigeon pea) is the source of this 867-nucleotide messenger RNA. The record is from RefSeq and is a predicted model, not a curated record. NCBI's taxonomy places the organism in Eukaryota, Viridiplantae, Streptophyta, Magnoliopsida, Fabales, Fabaceae.